Molecule: messenger RNA, 4316 nt
Organism: Pogoniulus pusillus (Red-fronted tinkerbird)
Lineage: Eukaryota; Metazoa; Chordata; Aves; Piciformes; Lybiidae
Gene: API5
Product: apoptosis inhibitor 5
Exons: 14
Coding region: 355-1926 (523 amino acids)
Biological process (GO): negative regulation of apoptotic process
Cellular component (GO): nucleus
Molecular function (GO): RNA binding
Source: RefSeq, a predicted model, not a curated record
GUGCUACGGUUUGCCCUGCAGUCGUGCAGGCGCAGGCAGGAGCUGGGACACUGCUGUUUCCAUCGAGCAGCCGUUUAACACCCGCUAAACUCCUCUGGUAUGCAAGAACCAAGCGGCGGGAGAUAAGAUGGGUGCGGGUGGCUGUGCUGCCUCCGACCUGUAACUGCGCCCGGCACCUCCACCGCCAGCCGCUUGGGGGCGCUGCGCCAGGCGCUCUCACAACAUCCGCUCUGGAGCUUCCGCCUCGUUGGUGCUGACGGCGGCGGCAGACCGAGAGGUAGCGACGGCCUGAGCAGCGGCGUCAGCGGCGGCCUUGGUUGUCAGCGGAGGCUUCUGCUCCUUCCCCGCCGCACCAUGCCCACCGUAGAGGAGCUCUACCGCAACUACGGCAUCUUGGCGGACGCCACCGAGACGGCGGGUCAGCACAAAGAUGCCUACCAGGCCAUCCUGGACGGUGUGAAGGGAGGUGCCAAGGAGAAGAGACUUGCAGCCCAGUUCAUUCCAAAGUUCUUCAAGCAUUUUCCUGAGCUAGCUGACUCGGCUAUCAACGCCCAGUUGGACCUCUGUGAGGAUGAAGAUGUUUCAAUCCGUCGACAAGCAAUUAAGGAAUUGCCUCAGUUUGCCACUGGAGAUAAUCUGCCUCGAGUAGCAGACAUCCUGACCCAGCUUCUGCAGUCAGAUGAUUCUGCAGAAUUCAACUUGGUGAACAAUGCUUUGCUCAGUAUAUUUAAGAUGGAUGCUAAAGGGACUUUGGGAGGCUUAUUCAGUCAGAUUCUUCAGGGGGAGGACAUCGUGAGGGAGCGAGCCAUCAAGUUCCUCUCCACUAAGCUGAAAACCCUGCCCGAGGAGGUGAUGACGAAGGAGGUAGAAGAGUUCAUCCUAACUGAAUCAAAGAAGGUGCUGGAAGAUGUGACAGGUGAGGAAUUUGUUCUGUUCAUGAAGAUACUGUCUGGAUUAAAAAGCUUACAGACAGUAAGUGGGAGGCAACAGCUGGUGGAGCUGGUAGCUGAACAAGCAGACCUGGAACAAACCUUCAACCCAUCUGAUCCAGACUGUGUGGACAGGCUUCUGCAAUGCACUCGGCAGGCAGUGCCUCUCUUCUCGAAAAAUGUUCAUUCCACAAAAUUUGUUACUUAUUUCUGUGAGCACGUGCUGUCAAACCUCAGUUCUCUGACUACUCCAGUGGAGGGACUUGAUAUCCAGUUAGAGGUUCUGAAGCUUCUGGCUGAGAUGAGUUCCUUCUGUGGUGAUAUGGAGAAACUUGAAUCAAAUUUGAAGAAGCUGUUUGAUAAAUUGCUGGAGUACAUGCCCCUGCCUCCAGAGGAAGCUGAGAACGGGGAGAACACCAGCAGCGAAGAGCCCAAGCUGCAGUUCAGUUAUGUGGAGUGUUUGUUGUACAGCUUCCAUCAGCUGGGGAGGAAACUUCCUGACUUCCUCACAGCCAAGCUGAAUGCAGAGAAGUUGAAAGACUUCAAAAUCAGGCUACAGUAUUUUGCUCGAGGGUUGCAGGUAUACAUUCGGCAGCUUCGUCUGGCGCUCCAGGGGAAGACAGGAGAAGCCUUGAAAACAGAGGAGAACAAGAUUAAAGUAGUUGCCUUGAAAAUAACCAAUAACAUUAAUGUUUUGAUCAAGGAUCUCUUCCACAUUCCUCCUUCUUACAAAAGUACAGUUACGCUCUCCUGGAAACCAGUACAGAAAACGGAUGUAAGUCAAAAAAGAGCAAGUGAAGACACCACCUCAAGUUCAUCCCCAAAGAAGGCUUCAGCAGGUCCCAAACGGGAUGCCAGGCAAAUCUAUAACCCUCCCAGUGGAAAAUACAGCAGCAACCUGGGGAGCUUCUCCUACGAGCAAAGAGGUGGUUUCCGGGGCGGCCGAGGCAGAGGCUGGGGAGGACGCGGCAAUCGUAGCCGAGGAAGAAUCUACUGAGCAGAACCCCAGGCAAGGCCCCAGUGCAAGUGCUCCUCAGCAGGUUGGCUUGGAGAAUUGUCUUCUUUCGAGGACUGCCUUCCACUAAGACUGACUUCAGUGUUCUUUCUACCUUUGUAUGUAUGAUCUACUUUUCUAACAGACUACAACUUGUCCAUAGUGAAACUACUACAGCUGUAUUUUUGGAUGCUUACAGGCAACAGUUUUGGGUUCUUCAGUUUUGGGGGUUAUUUUUUUUUCUGAGGGGGGUGGGUUUUGGAGUGUCUUCAAGGAUUGGAAAAGAGCAUAGAUGGUUUUCUUCAGAAGCUGCAUCUUGGCAGUUAGUCUCUUAACCUCCAAAUCAGCUACUGCAUAACUGAAACUAGAGCAUUGUGUUGAUGUGUUUGUGGAGAGGAAAGGCCUGACAACAGAGGAGCUUGAGCAGCUGAAACAAUCCUUCUCAUCUGUAACUAUAUGCCUCAAGACGUGGAGAAGAGUCCCAUGGUUAAAUUUGUCUUGAUUCACCUUUUUUUUUUUAGAUUAAAUUAAAUUAGAUAAAAGCUGUUCUGGGUUUGUUUGUUUUUUAACUUGGCAGCACAGUUGGAAAUCGAUUCUUGGUUUGUUGGGGUGGUUUUGGUUUUUCUUUGCUUGUAGCAUGAAGCAAUCCUUUAACUUAGAGCUGUGGAGAAUAUGUUGUUCUGUUGGUUCUGCACAUCCUCACUGUGAUGCAAAAAGUGCUGUUCUGCAAAUGGGUUUUUAAUGUUUCAUAUGAAUAUGUGCAUCAAGUUCAUGCCAGUAAAGAAACAAAGAAACAAUAAAUGAGUUGAAUUAUUCCAGGAAUGGAAUUAGGCUUCUCAGGUUGGAGGCUGGACCAUAGCAAUUCCUGGCUCUUUUCUUUUUGGUGCUUUGCAGGUUUCUGGAUUAUUUGGCACUUGAAGGUUGGGUUUUCACAUGGUUUGGUUUGGGGUUGGUUUGUUUUUGUCUGGUUGGUUAGUUGGUUAGUUGUUUGUUUGGGUAUUUUUUUUACCACUGCAUUAAAAUGAGUUAGCAUUGACAGAUUCCAGCUACACAGUUCAAAUCCAGGUGGUAAAGUUAUCUAUUCCAUGCUGUUACUAUAUUUUGUUUUCCAUGCCAACUUGGGAUUUUUAUUUACUGGUCUACACUCCAGAAUGUACAGUGUAAAAGCACAAUGCUUCUAGUUUUUCAUCCUCACCACUCAAAAGUUUUUACUUCUCAGGUCAUUCAAAGGAAUUAGCAGGUAGUAAACAAGAAGUUGGGACAGAGGAAAAGACUUCUAAUGAGUGCUCCAGGGCAUGUUUGAUGUAAAAUAGCUUAGGCUUUAGAAUGAAGAUUGUUUCUUCCCCUUUUUGUCUGUCCAGCCAUUUGAUAUCUACAGACACAUGCUUGCAAAUGAUAUGUCCCCACCUAGUUGCAUUUGUAUUUGCUUGUGAAUCUGCCUUAGGUGUCUUCAGGAAGACUCUUGGAUGCUUGUUACUACAGUCAGAAGGUCAGGGUAUGAAAAGGAAGUCCAAGUUAAAGGCAGAGCUACAUUAGAAGCCUGUUUUUCCUUGACUCUGCAGCAGCAAGCAGCACACUUUGGACGUUCCGGGGGUCAUGAGCUGUCUUUGUAUUCCUGAUUCCAUGCCAGCUGCUGAACUGGGAUCCAUCGUUGAAACCACCAAUCUUGGCAAAGAGCUUUCAAGGACAAAUUGCUAAGAUCAGAGCAGGCAGUAGAUGGGUGCUAAGCUUCCAUCAUGGGGUGGGAAAGAGGGGACAGUAGACGUUUUGCACUUGUGUUUGGAGAGGGUUUAAAGCAAUCUCAAAGCCUCAACAAAGCUUGCACUUAGAAUACUCAUAACUAGGUCCUAGCAGCUUCUUUUCUCACUGAAGAUUUGAGUGAGUUUUCUUUCCAGGGCUUCCGUUUUGCAUAGGUAAAGCUGUUACGGCCUCAGAAGCAGCUGGAUCUACCCCCACCACCCCUCAGCCCCAUUUCAUACUGCAGCCAGUUCUUGUGGAGACACCCAGGUACCAUCUUGUUGACUUGUACAUGUUCUCCUCCUGCUUUUGGAAUAAAUCCAUUUUGUAAUUUUGUUUGGCUCAUUGUUUCACACUUAAUCUGCUGCAUUUUGUGUUGGCUUUGUUCAAAGAGGUACUGCAGUACCUUUGGCUUUAGUAGUGACUUGCUCCAGAAAUCUCCAGAUGUGUUAAGCUCUUUGCCACUAAGGACUGUAGGUCUUAGCAAGACCACAUUAGGUGUUUCAACUUGGAAACAAAAAGUUUUGGAUGGGAAUUUCUCUGUUCAGCCACAGUUGCAUGUCAUACAGCUUACUUGGCAAUUACCUUGUCAAAAGGAGUUGUUUGUUGUCUUAACCUCCAAUGCAAUAAAAUUUGUUAGUGUGGUGGAGCAAGCA